GCUUUUAUCUGUAAAUAUAAAAAAAUCUAAGUUCACUUCCUCUCUCUGUCUGUCUGUCUCUCUUUCUCUCGCUCUGUCACCGUUCUUCUCACCUUCAAUGCUGCUUUGCGUUCACCGAAAUCUGCGCCGUUCACUUGGAGAAGUAAUACUUUACAUUUACCAGAUUUAGGGCUAUCAGAUUAACUUUCAGAGCUUCAGAAGCUAACACCGAAGUAUCUUCUGACCGAAAAAGAUGUUAUUUUAGAGAGUAAGGAAUACAUAGCUACUUGCUGUGGUUUCUUCGCCUGAACUGAGAGUCUGCGCACCGGUUGGCAUUGGGAGAAAAGAUGGACGAGGAAAUGGAGGAUAUCCUUGAAUUUGUGGUUGUCGAAAUCGAUCUUGAUUACGAGUUUGAUGCUUCUCGGUACUUCGAUUUUAGUCGGGAUGAAACGCUUGAGGAGACCCGGCAAGCAGAGCUGUGGUUCGAAACUGCUGGGAGUUAUCCACCAUCUCCUUUUAUAGCAAAGUUGAAUUUGACUGAGGAUAUCCUUGCGGAGAAUGUAAACACCUCUCCAAAGUCUAAGCUGGAGGGAAAUACAAAUACUGUGACUAGUGGCUCAAAUAUUGGUACAGGUUCAGAAUUUUAUGAAUGUAAUGAAGAUACUACAGAUCAUGAAUGCAUGAAUAGGGGAGUUGUCAUCAACUUGCCAAUUGGGGAUUCACAAAAUGCUCAAGAUGAACAACAAGGAUUGUCAUUUUUUGAUCACAUGGCUAAAGAUAUUUCAAAAGCAAAAACGAAACCUCCUCUCAAGACUGCCUUACCCAGGGCCUCAACUUUGAUGAAACCUACAGCAAGUCAUCUGGCCAAGCAAAAUCAACCACGAGAAGUUGGUGGUAGCCGAUUUUUGAAAAGGUCUUCAAAGCCUAUGGUUAAAUAUAGUGAUAAAAGCUUAGAGAAUUAUUCUGUGAUUGAAAGUCAAGCUGCAAAAAGACAAAAACUUGAGGGAGGUCAUUUAAACAAGAUCACUGAAAUCAAGCAGCAAACUAAUUUAAUACACAAAGCACCUAAAAAGUCUGUCAUCCAGGAUGGGCUUUCUGAUUGCAAUGUGACACAUGGUAGACUGAAGCUCACUAUUCCACGAGAGCCUGAGCUUGAAACAGCUCAGAGGGCACAAAGGAUAAGGCGCAAAAACAGUACAAUGUUGGGAGAAAAUGUGAAGCCAAUGGAACAUACAUUUAAAGCACGCCCUUUGAACAGAAAGAUUCUUGAGGCUCCUUCCUUAUUGUCCCAUCAAAAGAGCAUGCCACAUUUACCUGAGUUUCAAGAGUUUCAUUUAAAGACAUCAGAAAGGGCAGCUCGAUUUUCUUCUGCUGCUUCAUCCUCACUUCCUUUCAACAAAUCUACUCAGGUGUUGCAUAAGCUUAACACUUGUUCCAUCAUGCAAAAUGACACCACUGACUCUAAAAGUUCUGUUGAUGUUGCCAGACCGGUUCCUGUGGGUGCCCCCAAAGAGGAACAUGAAUUGAUGAUCAAUUUUAAAGCUCGACCUCUUAAUAAGAAGAUAUUUUCAAGUAAAGGAGAAAUGGGUAUCUUUAGGAAUAAUAAGAGGGAGGCUACAGUACCCAUGGAAUUCAAUUUUUCAACCACCAAGAGGUUUCAGCAUCAUCCCCCAAUUGAACUAUUUAGUAAGCUGUCCCUGGCAUCUGAGUUGCAACAGAAUACUGUAGCGCAGCAGAAGUUACCUCAGUUUACUUCAUUACCAACCAAGGUUUUCGUUAAUAAACAAGAACAGGCUGGAAUCUUUCCAGAAAGAAUAUGGGGUGUCACAUGUAAGCAAAGAGAAAUCACAGUGGUUGGUGGGAAAGCAGAUUCAGUUUGGAGCUAGCAGGGAGAUAUCUGAAAUUGGACUUCAAUUCAACAUGAGCAGGAGUUUGGGCAUCCGGUGAGGGUAAAGAAGACACUUUCUUAAAUGAUAUCCUGCAACAGACCAGGUUUCAGAGUUUAAGCUUUUUCCAUGCAUACCAGUGGAUAUUGACGUGUUCCUGGUUUUAACAAUGUGGAGGUUUUCCUGUUGUCUGUUAUAGGGGCCUUGAUGGUUUUUAAUUUAACUGGGCUUCACAUUGAAUUUUUGUUCUCCUGACUUCCCAAGUUUCAUACAGGUGCAGAAUCUCCUCAGUAAUUUCUUUCCAUAGUUCAAGAAGGAAAUACUAGAGGCAUUGUUCAUUCAGAAAUCAAUAAAAUGAAAAGGGCUAGAUUUGUACAGCUGACAUGGCCUCAAGUCUUUGAACCACAGUAUUUUUUUUCUUUUCUUUUAACGUAUCUUACAACAUAACUGUAAAAUGUCAGAGAAACCACAUGUAAUGGUAACCCUUGAUGUAUAGCUCAUCUUUCUGUAUCAUGAAGUUUUCAAUAUCAACAAAGGUCUUAAAUUGCAGUCUUUUA
Molecule: messenger RNA, 2422 nt
Organism: Nelumbo nucifera (sacred lotus)
Lineage: Eukaryota; Viridiplantae; Streptophyta; Magnoliopsida; Proteales; Nelumbonaceae
Source: RefSeq, a predicted model, not a curated record